AUGUUUUGGGGAACCUUGGGCCGUACACCAUUGUUAAUAUGUUACUGUUACAAUCUUACGAAUGGAUCUACUAGUCUUGGAGAUUCGGUGCCUACAAACCCCUUUCUUCGAAAAAGCAAAGAAGAAAAACAUAAGAAAGAAAGGAAAGACGUUCAUGUUGUUGUUGUCGCUGCAGUAGUAGUUGUGGAAGUUGUAGUAGUUGUGGUUGUGGAUGUCGUUGAUGUCGUUGUGGUUGUCGUUCCUAAAGCUGCUGACGUAGUUGUGGUUGUCAUUCCCAAAUCUGCUGGCAUAGUUGUGGUUGUGGUUGUAGUUGUAGUUGUAGUUGUUGUCGUUGUCGUUCCUAAACUUGCUCGUAGCAGUUCCAGUAGAACAUCAAAAUACCAGAUUUAA
This is a messenger RNA of Necator americanus (New World hookworm), 390 nucleotides long. RefSeq lists its product as uncharacterized. Lineage: Eukaryota; Metazoa; Nematoda; Chromadorea; Rhabditida; Ancylostomatidae. Bases 1 to 390 code for a protein of 129 amino acids. The record is from RefSeq and is a predicted model, not a curated record. The transcript has a single exon.